AUGAGGGAGAAGAUUGAGGCAGGGCUGGUAGAGGAUUACAUGCUGGCAGUCGACGAAGUCGUCCGUAUGACGACUGUCACAUAUGAAGUACCGCCGCCGACGAAAAGUAAUGCGUUCGAGUUUUGGCUAGCACGCUGCGCCCUGGAGCACUUGAGCGGGAAAGCGACAUUCGGCCUACAAUUGAAUAACGGCCCUCCGUCCAUUCGAAUCAUGCAUCCUGCAUUAAAACUAGCAUUUGAGGCCGCGUAUCCAGCAACACAUGCAGACCACCGGGAUCUCAACGACGUCGACUUUUGGUCAUUCUUCCAGGAAUGCAUUGGCGAAGAGACCUUCACUCGGUUAUCCGGCGAGAUAGAGAAGAAGAUAUCGGAAUUGGUUUCCACAGAGGCCUUCACAGGCCACUUUGAAGCUGCACGGGAAAAAAUGCAGCUGCCCGCCUCUUCUCCGCUCUUGCAAAGUGUUGCUGGCGGUGAUAGUGAUGGUGAUCGCGGAGCUCAAGAUACGGAAGAGACACUUCAGAAGAGCCCCUCUUUUCGGGCCUUCCAUAACGUGGCGGAGAUUUGUGAUGUUCUAAAGUGGAUGUUCGAGGAACGACAGGACAUCUUGGCGACUUUUGUGCGGCAGAUCAGCAUACCUGCGGAAAGCACGAGGGCGCAGGUUGUUCGGCUGCGCGCCAGACGAGUGUCAUGGGUCCGGUUGGAUUGA
This is a messenger RNA of Aspergillus calidoustus, 705 nucleotides long. The record is from the annotation of a GenBank genome assembly. NCBI's taxonomy places the organism in Eukaryota, Fungi, Ascomycota, Eurotiomycetes, Eurotiales, Aspergillaceae.